Scomber japonicus (chub mackerel) is the source of this 2737-nucleotide messenger RNA. It is a transcript of the gene smad4a, whose product is annotated as SMAD family member 4a. Gene Ontology annotation, cellular component: heteromeric SMAD protein complex. Gene Ontology annotation, biological process: SMAD protein signal transduction; regulation of transcription by RNA polymerase II; anatomical structure morphogenesis. Lineage: Eukaryota; Metazoa; Chordata; Actinopteri; Scombriformes; Scombridae. Gene Ontology annotation, molecular function: I-SMAD binding; RNA polymerase II cis-regulatory region sequence-specific DNA binding; DNA-binding transcription factor activity, RNA polymerase II-specific. The transcript has 11 exons. The record is from RefSeq and is a predicted model, not a curated record. The coding region runs from base 369 to 1889 and encodes 506 amino acids.
GGCCAGCUAACCAGUAAAUGUGUUGACGUUAGCUUACAAUACAUAUACAUAUAUAUUUAUAGAUGUAGCCUAGUGUAAGAUAAACGAGAUCGCGUUUAGCUAAUGUGAGAGUAUAACCUCUCGUGAGGUAGCUGAUUAUUAUAGAAGAAGGUUAGCUGAUGAAUGUCUUUUAGCAUUAGCAGUUAGCCCAGCUAGCCAAAAUAACAGUAACGCAAGCUAAGGCUGGAUAGCGUAGCAACAUUUAGGCAGCUAAAGCCACUCUCUUAUCAUCGUCUACCACCGGUCCCCAGUGCCCUACUGGUGGGUGAAAUCACUGCAUAGAGGAUACAGCUGCAAAGCCUCCCCAAGGUUGAAACCUAAGGAGCAAGAUGUCAAUCACGAACACUCCCACAAGUAACGAUGCCUGCUUAAGCAUUGUGCACAGCUUGAUGUGCCACCGCCAGGGAGGGGAGAGCGAAAGCUUUGCUAAGCGAGCCAUCGAGAGUCUUGUCAAGAAACUGAAGGAGAAGAAAGAUGAGCUGGACUCCCUUAUCACAGCCAUCACUACAAAUGGAGCUCAUCCCAGCAAGUGUGUAACCAUACAACGAACUUUGGAUGGACGCUUACAGGUUGCAGGGCGGAAAGGUUUCCCCCAUGUUGUCUAUGCCCGGCUGUGGCGGUGGCCUGAUCUACAUAAGAAUGAAUUAAAACAUGUUAAAUAUUGCCAGUAUGCCUUUGACCUCAAAUGUGAUAACGUGUGUGUCAACCCAUACCACUAUGAAAGGGUUGUCUCCCCAGGCAUUGACUUAUCAGGACUGACCCUUUCCAGUUCAGGACCACUCUUGGUAAAGGAUGAAUAUGACUAUGAUAACCAGCCAUCUCACUCCAGCUCUGAAAGCCACCUGCAGACUAUCCAGCAUCCCCCGUCAAGGCCAGGUCCACCAGAACCUUUCAGCAGUCCAGCUCUACUCCCCCCACUCGCCCCAGUUGAUGGCACCAGUUCAGCUUCAACCUCUGCUUUCUCUACCAUCAGUGCUGGACCCUCAAAUCCUCCCCCAAACUGGAGCAGAAACAGCAGCUUCCCCCCUUCAGUGCCCCAACAUCAGAAUGGGCAUCUACAACAUCAUCCGCCCAUGCCUCACACAGGGCAUUACUGGCCUGUUACUAAUGAAAUAGCGUUCCAGCCCCCCAUAUCCAGUCACCCUGCCCCAGAAUACUGGUGCUCCAUUGCGUACUUUGAGAUGGAUGUCCAGGUCGGGGAGACGUUUAAGGUGCCAUCCACAUGUCCGAUAGUGACUGUGGAUGGCUAUGUGGAUCCCUCGGGAGGAGAUCGUUUCUGUUUGGGCCAGCUGAGCAAUGUCCACAGGACGGAGAACAUAGAGAGAGCCAGGCUUCACAUUGGCAAAGGUGUGCAGCUGGAGUGCAAAGGCGAAGGAGACGUUUGGGUGCGCUGUUUGAGUGAUCAUGCAGUGUUCGUGCAGAGCUAUUACUUAGACCGAGAAGCCGGACGUGCUCCUGGAGAUGCAGUUCACAAGAUCUACCCCAGUGCUUACAUAAAGGUGUUUGACUUGCGUCAGUGCCACAGGCAGAUGCAGCAGCAGGCAGCAACAGCUCAGGCAGCAGCUGCAGCCCAAGCAGCGGCGGUGGCUGGGAAUAUUCCCGGGCCUGGCUCUGUGGGAGGCAUCGCCCCUGCCAUUAGUUUGUCUGCUGCUGCUGGCAUUGGGGUUGAUGACCUGCGUAGGCUGUGUAUCCUGCGGAUGAGCUUUGUGAAAGGCUGGGGGCCCGACUACCCACGGCAAAGCAUCAAAGAGACACCCUGCUGGAUCGAGAUCCAUUUACACCGAGCUCUGCAACUACUGGAUGAAGUUCUGCACACCAUGCCCAUAGCUGACCCUCAACCUCUUGACUGAGUUUGAAGACAUAAACUGUACAAAAAACAAACAAACAAAACAAACAGACAAAAAACUCUUGACUCUACUUUUAACAGACCACUCCACAUAUAGGCUUGGAGUUGAAGGAGGACCGCAGGGAAGCCUAGCUGAGUAGGUUGUAGGAGUGGAAACAAGGACAUUAAAGGCCGGCAGUAUACUCUGAACACACUGCUUUAAAACCCAGCACUACGAGCAGUUCCCAGUAUAAUGAACGAGACUCCAGGUCUGUAAAUUCAGUGACUUCCAAACAAAAGCUGGAGGAACAUGUGAGUCACACGGGAAGGAGUCGUGGUACACUGGAAACAUACUGCCAAGAGGAUGCACAUGAUGGAAGAAUACAAAAACAUUAUGACACUCACAUGAAUUAAAAAAACGUGUCCACACUGAAAUUAUAAGGUGGAAAAAGUGUCUCAAUAAUUUAACCGUAGUGCUGUGCAAAAGCAUUGUGUCAUUACAGCAGAAUGUUAAGUGUCAAACCAGAAAUUAUUCACUGUUGUGUUCUGUGGACAUCUCGUCUAUUUAAUAUUUCAUUUUUACAAGCAUCCUCACAACUGAGUGACAACCUUACUUUUCUGAACUAUUUCUUCUAAAGAGGGCAAACUAUUUGGCUUAAAAGGCAAAGCGUUGUAUUUACACUGAUAAUUAACUCUGUCUGACAAAAGAACAUUUGAUUUCAGUUGGAGUAUACUGCCGGUCCAGCCCUCCUUCAUCGGCUCUCGGGUGCCGAUAUGGCUUCAUGUAAGUGGAGUUUUUUCCCCCCUUCAAUGAUCAGGAGAUUUAUGUAAAAUCAUGUUAUUCAUUACUCAUGUUCUUGUAAGGAUGUCAUU